AUGUGGUUGUUUCUGGCAGUGAUGUGCUCAAUCCAGCAGACUACAUUUUCAGAAGAAAGCACAAGACCCAGGCAUUUGAACCCUCAACAAUUUAUGACUAUUAGUGAAAUCAUUCAUUACUGGGGAUACCCUCACGAAGAAUAUGACAUUCUCACGGAUGAUGGCUAUUACCUGAAGGCAAACAGAAUUCCUUACGGGAUACACAGUCCCAGGAAAUCUGGGCCUAUACCAGUUGUAUUACUGGUACCCGGUUUAGUGGCUGAAGGUAGAAGCUGGAUUGCAAAUCUUCCCAACAAUAGCCUGGGAUUCUUUCUAGCAGAUGCUGGCUAUGAUGUCUGGAUAAUAAAUAACAGAGGUACCACCUGGUCAAGAAGGCACCAGAACUUUACAAUUGACCAACAAGAAUUCUGGAAUUUCACCUUUCAUGAAAUGGGAAUCUAUGAUAUUCCUGCAGCCAUAAACUUUAUCCUGCAGAAGACUCAGCAAGAUGGAUUAUAUUAUCUUGGCCAUUCCCAGGGUGGUGCAAUUGGUUUUAUUGCCUUUUCAGAAUUGCCACAGCUUACUGAAAAAGUCAAGCUCUUCAUGUCCCUUGCUCCUGCCUAUACACUUGCAGGCCUCAAGGGGCCCAUGAAAAUGGUUCUGUCACUUUCUGAUGGAUUAAAAAAAAAAAUAUGGGGCACAAAAGAAUUCCAGUUUUUUAGUAAAAGGAUGAAAACCAUAAGUACUCAGUUGUGUAGCUAUCCAGGAAUAGACGAACUCUGUCUCCAACUAAUUUAUCUUUGUGCGGGUUUUAAUGAUGGAAACCUAAAUGUGAGUCGAGUAGAUACAUAUUUGGGAAUCUAUCCUGAUUUUUCUUCUGUAAAAACAAUAGUUCACUGGAGCCAGGUUUCUAAAUCAAAAGAAUUUAAAUAUUUUGACUAUGGAGCUAAAAACAAAGCGAUAUAUAACACGAGCAACCCUCCAUUUUAUAAAAUAGAAGACAUGAUGGUGCCAACAGCCAUAUGGAGUGGUGGAACAGACAUUGUUACAACUGCUAAGGAUGCUGACCAAUUGCGCCUUCGCAUCUCCAAUUUAGUUUUCAACAAGACUAUACCUGAGUGGAACCAUGCUGAUUUUAUCUGGGACACUGAGGCUCCAAAAUACCUGUUCCCAGAAGUGCUUAAUCUCAUGCAGAUGUACCAAUAUAAUAUUCCUUAUCAAAGUGGACAUUUCUUUUCAUUUUCUGAGAGAAAAUGCCUUUAA
Varanus komodoensis (Komodo dragon) is the source of this 1242-nucleotide messenger RNA. RefSeq names its product lysosomal acid lipase/cholesteryl ester hydrolase-like. The record is from RefSeq and is a predicted model, not a curated record. NCBI's taxonomy places the organism in Eukaryota, Metazoa, Chordata, Lepidosauria, Squamata, Varanidae. Gene Ontology annotation, molecular function: hydrolase activity, acting on ester bonds. The coding region runs from base 1 to 1242 and encodes 413 amino acids. The transcript is spliced from 9 exons.